Messenger RNA from Clupea harengus (Atlantic herring), 3611 nucleotides. RefSeq names its product VPS35 retromer complex component (gene vps35). The record is from RefSeq and is a predicted model, not a curated record. Gene Ontology annotation, cellular component: late endosome; retromer, cargo-selective complex; retromer complex. Gene Ontology annotation, biological process: retrograde transport, endosome to Golgi; intracellular protein transport. Lineage: Eukaryota; Metazoa; Chordata; Actinopteri; Clupeiformes; Clupeidae.
CCAAUGAGUACAAGGCCUAUGGAAAGGAGGUUCACUGGUAUCAGUCACAUGACUGGGAACAAUUUCGGGGGGGUAAUUACUGUUUCCUGAAACAGACUUGAUAAUCAUGCAGUCGCCUCAGGAUGAGCAGGAGAAGCUGUUGGAUGAGGCCGUGCAGGCUGUUAAAGUGCAGUCCUUUCAGAUGAAGCGCUGCCUGGACAAGAACAAGUUGAUGGAUGCACUGAAGCAUGCCUCUAAUAUGCUGGGUGAACUGAGGACGUCCAUGCUCUCUCCCAAAAGCUACUAUGAGCUCUACAUGGCCAUCUCUGAUGAGUUGCACUACCUGGAAGUCUACCUGACUGAUGAGUUUGCCAAAGGCAGGAAGGUGGCUGAUCUGUAUGAGUUGGUCCAGUAUGCAGGAAACAUCAUUCCCAGAUUGUACCUACUAAUCACUGUAGGGGUGGUGUAUGUGCGCUCCUUCCCCCAGUCCCGUAAAGACAUACUUAAAGACUUGGUGGAGAUGUGCCGUGGGGUGCAGCAUCCUCUGCGGGGCCUGUUUCUCAGGAAUUACUUGCUGCAGUGCACCCGGAACAUCCUGCCUGAUGAUGGAGAGCAAGCAGAGGAGGAGAUGACCGGGGACAUUAACGACUCCAUUGACUUUGUGCUGCUGAACUUCGCUGAGAUGAACAAGUUGUGGGUGCGCAUGCAGCACCAGGGCCACAGUCGUGACCGGGAGAAGAGGGAGAAGGAGAGGCAGGAGCUGCGCAUCCUGGUCGGGACCAACCUCGUCCGUCUGAGCCAGCUGGAGGGGGUCAACGUGGACAAAUAUAAACAGAUUGUGUUGUCCGGGAUCUUGGAGCAGGUCGUGAAUUGCAGGGACCCCCUGGCGCAGGAGUACCUCAUGGAAUGCAUUAUACAGGUUUUCCCAGAUGAAUUCCACCUGCAAACACUGAAUCCCUUCCUGCGCUCAUGUGCCGAGCUGCAUCAGAUGGUCAAUGUGAAAAACAUCAUCAUUGCUCUCAUUGACAGGCUGGCUCUCUUCGCUCACAGGGAAGAUGGCCCUGGCAUUCCAGCUGACAUCAAGCUCUUUGACAUCUUCUCCCAGCAAGUAGCAACUGUGAUUCAGUCGCGCCAGGACAUGCCCUCGGAGGACGUAGUCUCUCUGCAGGUGUCCCUCAUCAACCUGGCCAUGAAGUGCUACCCUGACCGUGUGGAUUACGUAGACAAGGUCCUGGAGAGCACUGUCGAGAUCUUCAACAAGCUCAACCUGGAACACAUUGCCACCAGCAGUGCAGUCUCUAAAGAGCUGACUAGGCUGCUGAAGAUCCCCGUGGACACCUACAACAACAUCCUGACCGUGCUGCAGCUCAAGCACUUCCCGCCGCUCUUCGAGUACUUCGACUUCGAGUCGCGCAAGACCAUGAGCUGCUACGUGCUCACCAACAUCCUGGAAUACAACACCACCAUCAUCGCUCAGGAGCAGGUGGACUCCAUCUUGAGCCUGGUGUCCACACUGAUCCAGGACCAGCCAGAUCAGCCGGCAGAGGACCCUGACCCUGAGGACUUUGCUGAAGAGCAGAGCCUGGUGGGCAGGUUCAUCCACCUGCUCCAUUCCGAUGACCCUGACCAGCAGUACUUGAUAUUGAACACAGCCAGGAAGCACUUUGGUGCCGGUGGCAACCAGAGGAUCCGUUACACGCUUCCCCCGCUGGUGUUUGCCGCCUAUCAGCUGGCCUUCCGCUACAAAGAGAACUGUUCCUCGGAUGACAAAUGGGAGAAGAAGUGUCAGAAGAUCUUCUCGUUUGCACACCAGACCAUCAGUGCUCUUAUCAAGGCUGAGCUGGCCGAGUUGCCUCUCCGCCUCUUCCUGCAGGGGGCGCUAGCAGCCGGAGAGAUCGGCUUCGAGAACCACGAGACUGUGGCCUAUGAGUUCAUGUCCCAGGCCUUCUCCCUGUACGAGGACGAGAUCAGCGACUCCAAAGCCCAGCUUGCGGCCAUCACGCUGAUCAUCGGCACGUUCGAGCGCACGCGCUGCUUCAGCGAGGAGAACCACGAGCCGCUGAGGACGCAGUGCGCUCUGGCCGCCUCCAAGCUGCUGAAGAAGCCUGACCAGUGCCGCGCCGUCAGCAUCUGCGCACAUCUCUUCUGGUCCAGCCGCAACACCGACAAGAGUGGAGAUGAGGUUGGUCCUGCAGGGAUUCGAGAUGGCAAGAGGGUGAUGGAGUGCCUGAAGAAAGCUCUGAAGAUUGCCAAUCAGUGCAUGGACCCGUCCUUGCAAGUGCAGCUCUUCAUCGAGAUCCUGAACAGAUACGUGUGCUUCUACGAGCGAGAGAACGACGCGGUGACGGUGCAGGUCCUGAACCAGCUGAUCCAGAAGAUCCGUGAAGAUUUGCCAAAUCUGGAGGCCAGCGAGGAGACGGAGCAGAUCAACAAACACUUCCACAACACACUGGAGCACCUGCGUCUGCAGAGGGAGUCUCCCGAGUCGGAGGGGCCUGCCUACGAGGGCCUGGUGCUGUAGGGGGCCCCAGCGCAGCUUUAUGUAUGUGCAUACUCAGACAAGAGAGCUGUACAUGUAUAUAUGCACACACACUCUAAUACAACCACACACCAGGGUAUUCCAUCCAGGGGAAAAGCACCGAUUUCCACCUGCCUCCUCUCUUCCUCUUUUCCCUGAUCUCUCUGCAUGUCCAUUCCUUACAUCUCUUUUAAUGUCUCUUUCCGUCGCUUUCUCAUUCAUUACGUAUGUAAGUGAGGGGGAGAAAAAAAAAAGCUACGUUUACUUGGCCUUGCACUUGUCUGAUGUCAUUUCCUUAUGAAUUCUCCACAGCUGUGACAUUAAGCAGUAGGGAUGCGGGGAGUAAGCAGAGCUCUUCAAAGAUCCAAACUCCCUGUCUUCUAUGUGUUUGAUGGGCGCUUGCAAAAAGGAUGAGAGUCCCUGUGGCUUUAUUAACUAAUCUGGCACCACUGUCAACUGGUAUGUGUGGACACUGACUCAAAGCUGACUCAGUGAGCUAGACACCCCUGCAUGUGUGACUUGAGCUCCCGAGUUCCUGUGUCUGUGCGCAUAUUUCCUUCUGUGUAGCACUAACCAUGUUGAACCGACGCACAGCUGUGCAGCGUGUUUAGAAUGUGCGAUUCAGUUUUCCUCCCUUCUGUCUCUGUGUCUCUCGCUCUCUCUCUCUCUCUCUCGUUCUCUCUCUCUAUCCCUUUCUCUCUCUCUCUCUUUUCCACUCUCCAUCACACUCCUUUUCUCUUGCUUGGCUAGCGUUGUUCAUGUCUAGAGGGUUAGUUUCUCUCUUAAUAGUCCUCGUCACCAUCAUAGAGUAAAGAGGAGAUGAUCACUGUGCUUCAAUGCGAAUUUGGCGGGCCAGAACGUGGAGUGGAAUAUGGGGGCUGGUGGAUGUGUGGACCCUCAAGGAAGAGCACGCUUUGAGUCCCAUCAAGGCCUGUAUGACAAACACCCGUCCUAACGGGUUUCUCAUCUCAUCUCCACUCCUUUUGGUUUUUGCCCUCCCCCACCCCCCCUAACCCCAAAGCAUAUUGUAUGUAUAAUCUAAUUGUAAAUCAGAUAAGCCAGAAGAAGUAUCAUCGAUUUCAUGUCAUUUGCACAAAUAAAAUUAUCAUAUUAA